Messenger RNA from Labeo rohita (rohu), 2719 nucleotides. RefSeq names its product tripartite motif containing 59 (gene trim59). Gene Ontology annotation, molecular function: zinc ion binding. The transcript is spliced from 2 exons. The record is from RefSeq and is a predicted model, not a curated record. Gene Ontology annotation, biological process: positive regulation of canonical NF-kappaB signal transduction; positive regulation of macroautophagy; innate immune response. Bases 75 to 1346 code for a protein of 423 amino acids. NCBI's taxonomy places the organism in Eukaryota, Metazoa, Chordata, Actinopteri, Cypriniformes, Cyprinidae.
CGCAGGUCGUGUUUUCAUUCCGGUGGACUCGCACUGUUUGACGGGAAACCGCUGUUGUCUGUGUUUAUCCCACGAUGGAUAAUCUGGAGGAGGAUCUGACGUGUUCGGUGUGCUACGGUCUCUUCACUGACCCGAGAGUGUUGCCCUGCUCCCACACCUUCUGCAAGAGCUGUCUGGAGAACGUGCUGCAGGUCUCCGUCAAUUUCUCCAUCUGGCGUCCCCUCCGUCUGCCGCUCAAGUGCCCCAACUGCCGCAGCGUGGUGGAGCUGCCUACGAACGGCGUGGACGCGCUGCCGGUCAACGUGUGCCUGCGCGCCAUCGUGGAGAAGUACCAGCGCGACAGCCGUCCCCGAUCCCCCUCCUGCCCCGAACACCCUCGACAGCCUCUGAACGUCUACUGCGUCCAGGACCGCAAGCUCAUAUGCGGCUUCUGUCUGACGAUCGGCCAGCACCAGGGCCACGCCAUCGACGACCUCCAGACGGCCUACGUGAAGGAGCGCGGCGCCCAGAGCCGGCUGACGGACAAGCUGAAGGGCCAGCGCUGGGAGGAGAUGUGCGGUUUGGCCGAACGCCUGCAGCAGGAGAAGGUUCGGAGCCAAGCUUUGGUUGAGAACGACCGUGAGGUCGUGUCACGAUAUUUCCAGGCCCUCGACCUCAUCCUGGCCCAAAAGGAGGAGCAGUUCACGCAGGCUCUGGACCGGGCGAGCGCUCUGCUGUCUCGUGCUUACGAGCCGCUCAUCCAGCAGGUUAAGGACAUGCAGGAGGAACACAGCGAGCUGACGUCCCUCAGCUCUGGCGUGGAGAACGAGGAUUGUCCGUUGGCUUAUCUGGAGAAGGCGCAUGAGCUGAGGGAGCGCGUGAACGCGUUGAUUCAGACGCCGCUGCCCGAGGUUCCCAGCCUUCACGUGGCUCCGCGAGCAGAGCGCUUCUUCGAGGAGCACUGGGCUGACGUGAGCAUCAGAGGGCUGAGAGAUGCUCCUGUUCCUGAAAUCUCAUGCCAUACGCACAGGUGCUUGAUGAGCAGCGCUCAGGCCGCCGAUCGAACUCGGCUCCGGCGUCUUCAAUCGUCUCCGUCGUCGGUGGUGCUGCUGCUGCUCGUGCUGCUCCUCACAGCUCUGUGUUUACAUUCAGCGUGUGGCAGUGCUCUGGGCUUUUCUGGUCUCUGUCAUAUAAUGGAAGGCGUUUCAAGUGAACUCUCCCAGCCGCUCCAUAAGAUGGGGACGUUCUUCUGCUGUCUGCUACAGAACAUGAACACGAAAUUAAACGCUUUUAUUUCUAGUUUAGGAGAAAACACUUACCAGCAUCUGCUUGGCUUUCUCAAAGCACUGCACUCUUUGUUAUUGUAACGUCCACUCACAGUGUUACAUAUGUGACCCUGGACCACAAGACCAGUCAUAAAGGUCUUUAUACAUCAUGUGAAAUCUAAAUAAAUAAGCUUUUCAUUGUUGUAUGGUUUGUAAGGAUACGACAAUAUUUGGCCUUUAAAGUUGUCCAAAUGAAGUUCUUAGCAAUGCAUAUUACUAAUCAAAAAUAAGUUUUGAUAUAUUUACGGUAGGAAAUGUACAAAAUAUCUUCAUGGAACAUGAUCUUUACUUAAUAUCCUAAUGAUUUUUGCCAUAAAAGAAAAAUCAAUCAUUUUGACCCAUACAGUGUAUUGUUGGCUAUUGCUACAAACAUACGACUAGUUUUGUGCUCCAGGGUCAUGUUAAAUUUUUGUGCACAAAAACACUAACAUCUAACAUCAUUGGAUAAGGAUUAGGGUUAGAAUGUUUUUGAAAACAUUCGUAAACAUAAAACCAUUAUUUACAGACAGUUUUGUGACAUAGUCGUGGUCAGAUCCAAUACAGCUGGCACUGCUUCAUCUUCCAACAACAGUUUCUUGUGAACGCUGCAUUAAAUUGUAUGGAUUACAGAACAUUUACAUAAUCCUGGACAGGAGCCAUGUCUCGAUCCCUUUAACGUCAGCUGUUCAGGCAACCAGUGUACUUCAGUUUAGAAGAACGUCGUCUUAUUUUAAACCAUAUAGUUUAAAAUAUAUAAAUUAUAAAACAGUUUGUUACUGAAAAUAAUGAACAGGUCUAUAACUGUAGUACAAGUAAACUACAUUACCAAUCAAAGAUGGCACUGUAGCCAUUUUAGACUUUGGCUGCGUCUGAAAUCGCAUACUGUCUUGAGUAGGUACUUGCAAAAAGAGUACGUCGUAUACGGUUUGAAAUAUAAUCUGGCCGUACUUACAUUUAUGUUGUCGCAUGACCUACCCGAGUCACCGCCAUUCAUAAAUCCUCUCCCGUGGCCUCAUGGGAUAGUCAAGUGUCCAUCAUAUGCACACUUCAGAAUCACGUCAGUAGCAGUUAGGUAUUUUUGCAUACCAUUUCAUGAGUACUAUGAAUUCAGACACUUAUUUUGUCACAUACUGUUUUUCGCCUACUUUAUAGUGGAGGAUUGCAGACCCAACCACUGUGCUCAUAGACACAUGGACCAUACUGACCAGAGGAGCACAACGAGAUGUCUAAAUCAAUCUUUCAAGACAUUUAGGACCUACUUUUUAUCUUAAUUUUAAGGACUUUUAUGUACAUUUCUAGUUUUUUCUACUCUUUGUGCUACUACAUAUGAUUACUAAAAACACUUGCUAUUUGCACUUACUUACUGUGCUCUGAUUCAUGUCAUUCCUGAUGUUAUUAAACAGUUUUAGAGCUCCAGAUGAAUAAAAGCUCUCACA